UUCUUCGCAACCACUACUACUAUCAAGCAAGGCCACAAUCGACCAGCAGACCGGCAACUAUAUCCACAUCGACCCACUUCAACUACUGCGCCCAGCCUUCUGCGCACCUUCGUCGUCAACUGUGUCGUCACAUCGCAGUGGCAACUUAAGCGGCUUUCCCAGCGUCAGUACGCUUAGUUGGCACGGAAGCAGCAUUUGGAGCACCAUGGCCCAUACAGCGCACCUUUCCACUUCGCAGAAUGCCUGUGCCAGCUGCUACCUAUUCUUACGACCGAGAAGCACACACCGAACGUUUGGACGGCCUACACAUUCAGACUUCCACAAGGGAACAUUUUGCCUGCAGGGUGGGCCGCUCCCACGUUGGGAUGGGCAGGCCGAACCUGGCCGCCGCAUCGUGGAUUCUCUGAACGGCCCAAACUUGGUCCCCGAAGUCCGAGCUUUGCAGUGAGGGGCUUGAAUGAUUGUUGAGGCAGCUGAAUAGGACACCUUACCGUGCCCAGCAGGCCGGCUGAUGCCUUCGCUCCAGCAGCGGCCGUCGGCACUGAGCAAGAGGUCCACAAGAGCCCAGCUGCUCCGACGAGACGGCCGCUGUACUUUGCAGUGUUCGCUGCCUACUUGGGCAGUAUGGCUUUCGGCUUCGCCAUCACCUACUCGUCGCCGGCGUUGCCCGACGUCCGGCCCAGGAUGAACUUCACCGUCGAGGACAGUGCCUGGUUCGGCUCGCUCGUCAAAUGCGGCUCCAUUUUCGGCGGCCUGCUCGGAGGGCAGCUUGUGAACAUGGUCGGUCGACGGGCGACUCUCUUCAUCUCUUGCGGCUGGUUUAUCGCUGGCUGGUUGUGCAUCAUCUUGGCCCAGUCAAUCCCCCUGUUGUUCUCCGGGCGAGCCCUUACAGGUGUUGCUGUCGGCAUCGUGGCGCCUGCAGUGCCUGUAUUUAUAUCCGAGAUCUGCCCGUCCAACAUUCGCGGUCUACUUAAUACUGGCAGCAAUGUUGCCCUCUACUGCGGCAUCCUGGCCACUUACGUCCUCGGGAAGUGGCUUGCUUACCAGCACCUCGCCAUCGCGCUCAUGGCGCCAACAGUCCUCAUGAGCGUCCUGUUAUUCUGGACGAAGGAGUCUCCCCGCUGGCUUCUUCAGAAAGGCCGCCAUGAGGCGGCGCUGGAGUCAGCACUGUUCUACUACGGACCAGAGGGCAAGAAGGAGUUAGAUGCCAUUGAAGAAAGCCUUUGCGGAACCGAGCAAUUCCGCUUACGGGACCUAGCUGUGCCGUACGUGUACAGGCCAUUCUUGUGCAUGCUGUUGGUCAUGUUUGUACAGCAGUCAUCGGGAGUGACCGUCCUAGUAGUUUACACACACGACAUCUUCCGCGAGGCGGGAACGUCGAUUCCGUCGGACGACUGCAGCAUAAUCAUUGGUGUAGUGCAAGUGUUCGUGGUGGCGAUCGCCACAGUACUGACGGAUCGCGUCGGGCGCAAGAUCCUGCUCUUGGUCUCCACUUUGGCAACGAGCAUGUGCUUGUUCCUGUUCGGAUACUCUUUUUACCUCAAACAGCACAGCCCGGAGACAUUCGCCACCUCAUACACAUGGCUGCCGAUUGCGUCGGUGGGACUGAUCUUUGUGGCAUUCAACAUCGGCAUGGGCCACCUUCCUUGGUUACUUCUCGGAGAGAUGCUGCCGCUACGCGUAAAAGGUUUUGCCACGGGAUUCUGCACAGCGUUCUCCUUCGGCUACUCGUUCCUUCUCAUCAAGGAGUUUUACAGGCUACAGUUUGUUCUGGGGGUAGCAGGGUCCUAUUGGCUAUUCGGUAUCUUGCUUCUCGUAGGCUUCCUUCUAUUCUGGAUUUUUCUUCCAGAAACAAAAAGAAAAACGCUAGAAGAAAUUGAGCAGCUUUUUGGAAAGCAAGCGGUUGACUUCGCCAGCGAAGCGGUGAUCAGCAAAAGCACUCGUGUGUAGCAUUCAUGACGUUUUCACAUUUCAGAUGCAUCUUACUGCGCGUUUCUGCUGCUGUUCACGAACCUGAAGCUUCGUCUGCCCCAAUGUCGCAAACACGUCCUCUGCAACAGGAGACAUUCCAUAGUAAUACUUGACCGCUAUACAAUAUCAUUUUUACGGAAAGACGGUUUCUGAGCGUUUCAUGCGAGGAAAGUGGGUUCAUACUUAGAGGAUGUGCGCAGCCUAUAACGAAAGGACAGAAGCAAAACAAGGAGACAUGCGCUACACUCAUGACUUGUUUAUUUACGAGGAAAGAGCAACAAAUAGGUAUAGAGCAGUCAUAUGCCUACGCAAAGGUAGUCACGAGGGUAUCACAUUUUGGCAUUCAAAACAUUUAUUUAAGCAUAGGAUAGCAAUAUGGAUGAACAGAUACACAUUGCUAUUGCGAUCAUUGCCUCGCAUGUUUUCUCUAUAUCCCUUAUUCUGAUCUCGCGCAAACCGUGACUCAAGCACGCGUGUCUUUUGUGUGCAUUAUCUCAUAAAUCAACAUUGGCUCGCAUUGAUUAGCGCACUCUGACCGGCUGUGACACCUGCAUCAAUAAAUCCUGAGAGCGCGAGAUCACAAUAUUCGGUUGCCAAAGGUACGACACCACGCGAACUGCUCGAAAUAUAUCGCAUAGGAGAACGAGAUGCUGCCUGCAUCAGUGAAAUGUUCAUAUCGCAAUAGUUUUCUGAAAUGAAUAUCUCGGGCGUCAAACUAUGAAACCGGCAAGGUUUGAUAAAAGUACAAUUAUGUUCGUGCACUCCUGUGCUGUACAGUCAACCACAAAAGUUCACUGACUACCCAAUUUCAGGAAACGUUUAAUUUCAGAGCAACCUGUAACAGUAGUCAGUAAAACCAAACAUCACAAUGUUCACAUAUACUAACAGGGGCUGUAAAUGCGAAUACAAGUCUGCGCUGUGAGACUGCGCAGUUACUUAACUUUUUCUUAGCUCUCGUGUUCCGCAAAAUUAUGUGGUUGACUGUACAUAUGCAUUACCUUGUUCUUCUGACAAACAAGCUAGCUAAUCGGGAAUAUAUCCUGCGUCCUAUUUCCCAUCUUGUGGUAAUAUAUUUUACGCUGCGUUUGUUAAUGAUCUCGUAGAGGGAGUUGUUUAGCAAGGCAUUCGCUCGAGCAUCAAGCUACUGCUUGUGCUUGGCAUUGUAGGAGAAAGAUAAGAGCUGGUCGUUCUUCUUGGCUUUAUCACUAAUAUGUAAUAUGCUAAUACUUAUUUUAAGGCUUACAUUUGUACCAUAUUUACGUCACCCCAAAAGCUCCCAUGGUUUACAAAGCAAUACAAUUUAGAAAACAGGCGCUAAUCACCACUAAUCAGCCACCACUACUCAAAACCUGCUAACGCACGUCGUAAAGCACCAAGCGUUCGAGUACUAUGCUUCCGAAAUUCAAACGAACAAACGGGAAUCAUUCUAAUUCAAUUUUUAUAAUUUGUGCGCAUGCAGCUAACGGUAUUACACAACAGUUACAUUUUCAGAAUAACCAGAACAGCCACGAAAGGAAAAGUGGUUGAUCAUAAUGUGUCGUUUACGGAGGCAUCAAACCAUCGCGAAGCGUCUAACCACCUCCUUACGCAUUGGGCCCAAUUGCGCACGCUAAGACAGCGCUUCAAAACGAAAAAACACCGAAAAAAAUUAUGCCAUUAUGGAUGUGUCACAAGCACUUUGAAACACUUCUGACAUGACCUGGGCUGCGUGGCUGAAUAAUUAGUGCAAGGUAAAAUCAAGUGCUAGGCGGGCGUCAGGUCUUGUGAUCAUAGUAACAGUAUCGCAUCAUAUAGUGGGUUCACUUCUUUCAGUGUUUUUACAGUGCUUCAGACUCAGCAUAUUGAUAUAGUUCUUGGAUGUUAUGGGAGCGUUCGGAGUAUUCUAGCCAUAAAACAAUUGUUUUUGUUUCACAUCUGACGUCCCUGGAGAUACAUUCUGUAAACUUGAUAAAACUCAUUCCGGAAUCUAAUGUUUCUAAUUGAUUCUACGUAACCACGGUUAGCAUGAUUUUGAAAGUAAACAAGAAUACAUUGUAAAUAAAUUUUGAGUGCAGAAAAUAUUUGGCGUCUGAAGGGGCUAGCUUAUCAGCGCCAGCUUUAAACGACUCCGAAUGUUGCAUGGUCUUCCCAGAGCUGCUCCCGCCAGCCACUCAGAAUUUCUAAGAAAUAAAAUUAGAUUUCAGUAACGUUACUUAACUCACCUGCUACAUCGAUCACCAGUUCCUGUGUCUGUAAGUUAUCCUCACCCAACCAGAGAUGUCUUGACAAAAGUUCAUGCAGCUACACAUUUGAACAGCAGGAUCGCUACUGCCUCGACUUGCAUGGUGACACUAUGUAUAAGUAGGGCUCAUCGUCUGUUAUCAAACUGCGUCCUGUAUUGCAGCUGGCUUAUGUGUUCUCGAACUGAUCUCUAUUUCAAAAGUUGCGUUAUGUGAUCACUCUAGCGUAUUUCGACAAAAGUUGCACACUACCUUGUCAUCUAGGGUUGCAGUAACACAAAACACAUUCCAUUCUCUCAAAUUUGACUAAAGUACCACAAUGUGUUUCAAGUUUCGUUUUGUUUGUUUCGCAAUAACAAAUGUAAUAUUUUAAAUGAUCUAAUGCAGAAUACUACCGGCAUCAGAAACUGGCGUCAUAAAUGUACUUACAAUUUUAGCGAUGCUGAAUUAAGACAUUUUUCAAUUUGACAAACACUCUAAAAGAUAAGCCAAAGGCGGGAUUACGCUACAAAUUCCCGUUAGAAGCUAAACGGAAACCAGAAAGGUGUCUCUGAAGGAAGCCUCACUUUAAAAAAAAAUUUGCACACAGAUAACUGCAUGCCUAACCAUACUAUCGUUAGCGACAUGAGGACGAAGAUGCCAAGGCAUGGAAAAUAAGCUCAAAACUGAUAUUAACCAAUAUUUGAGAGCAGGCUAUGUGGUAUUCCACGACUAAUAAACUAAUAUACUUGAAGUGAAACAGUAUACGGACUUGGUGUCAAUACCCACCCGGUGCUGUUGGAAACAAGUUCUGUUGCGCUUUACUGAUGGCGCACUCGCCGUGAUUCUGUCUCUGCGGAUUGGCAGUUGAAGGCACCUCACCGGUCGCUAACUAUGAUGAGCUAACUAUGAUGAGCUAUGAGCUAACAGAGCGCCUCAAUAUAACUAUCUCCGAUAUGAUGUCGAUGUACAGUAACGUAGAGCACAAGUUAUGAGACCAAAUUUUACCGUAUACCUGAAAUUUCGCAUGCAGUACGGCUGUUCAGGAAACCAACCGAUUCACAACAUUUGAGCUGGUCUAUGGGCGCAGCGUAACAACACCAUUAGACACCAUGCUCCCGCUCGACAACGAAAAAAGAAGCAACAAUGCUGACGACAUCGUCCAAAAGGCCGAAGAAGCUCGUCAACUUGAUCGUAAUGGCAUCCGCCUCCAGCAGAGUACUGACGCCCGCCAUUACAACAGUGGCUGAAGGAACAUCCAGUACGAACCCGGCGACUACGUUUGGGGCUGGACAUUCAUCCGUCGUCAGGGGCUGUGGGAAAAAUUACUGCGUGGAUACUUUCCCCCGUACGAGAUCAAGGGGAGACUCAGCGACGUGAACUACGAUGUAGUCACUCAGAGUACUACUACGAGCUCGAGCCGACAACGGCCACGAGCCAAGAUUGUCCGCGUAGUACGGGUCAAACCGUACUACGCCCUCGAAGACAUGUCCGUCUCAUAGACUUUCUCUCGUGCCCUCUGUCGCCCUCCGAUCAGUGACCGGGAAGGUCCCCUUUCACGUGGGGAGUAAUGACGCGAAGUACGCUGCCCACUAUGAGUCCCGAUCGCCAGAUGUCAGCUGCCCACUAUAGGCACCAAUCGCCAGAGAGAAGACGACGAAGGGCGCAGUUGUGCGCCGGGGUUUUUUGGGUGACGGCCAUUAUUAAAACAAGUCUGUUCUGCUUCGGCGAGCCCGUCUUAGUUACCUUCGUGACACUAUGCUUUCUCCAGCCUCCGGGACUAGAAGAAGAGUGUUUGCUGCAGACACUGCACAUGGUGUAGUUCACAGUAGACGCAGUUCUAUAAAUGUCUCUGUGUGUGAAGGGGGAUGGUUUAGUCCACAGUGAACGCACGCCUAUAAACAAGUGUCUGCGGCGGAAAGAACAGGGCAAUUUCUCACAACGGCGUAGGCCCACUAGUAAGGAUUGAUGGGAUUUACCAAAGCUGCCUAUUUCUAAUUGAUAAAUUACGAAAUGUCUUUCACUCCUUCAAUGAACUGCACUGGGAUGGGUAGAAUAUUUUCAAGCUGGACUUGUGUGUCAUUCAUACAGCCUUGUAUGUGGCACACCUUUUGAAUUAUGGAGAGUUAAUGAGACUUGAGUGGUGCGCAAAGGGUGCUGUCUUGAGAAUUUAGAACAUAUUUGGGACCGUAUGAAAAUUGAACUUGAAUUGAAUUGAAGCUGAUCUUGGAUUUGGCAUCAUCCGACCAACUGUUUCAAGCAACAUGAGUCCAAUGAAAAUGCCUUCACGGUGACAUCACCUUCAUCUAGUUCCUGCGUGUCACUGCAUGAAAUGAUAGAAAUCAUCAAUGCGGCGACAUUAUCAUUCCACCCGGUUUACAAAACAGAAAGCUUGAGCCGCUGGUAUACUGCUACUGUAUUAUUUUUCUCUGCUUUAUAUUUUGUUACUAGAUGACAAGCGCCAAAGAAAACAGUUUUUAACAAACCAUUACGUGCAGUUUUUUUUUUUUUGCUUUGCUGGUUGUUCGAAACAGCAAAAUUGAAAUUCAAGAAAUGGCGCUACUUUCUUGCCGUGCUCGAGCGCAUUACCAGAAAUCCCAAUAUCGAACAACGCUGUUUGAUAUUGAAGCUAACGCUAUCGAUAACGAUCGAUAAAGAUAACGAUAACGCUAUCGCUGUUCGAUGGCGAUGUGAAGUUCAGCGUUUCAUGCAAACAGACGGAUGGUAGGCGUGCUAAGGUUUAGUAGAACAGCGCCCUCUUUUCCAGUUUAUUUCUACUUUGUUUCCCCUAGUUGGGUUUGAGGCUAUCUGAAACGCCCGUCUGUGUUCCUGCCUUUUCGUAUUGCUCGAUAUAUUAUGAGAGUAGCAUUCCGGGCCAAGUUUUUAAUUCAUUACUCAAGCUUUAUUGCGCAACAAAAAAGACACGGACGUAAGCGAAGAAGACACACCAAGCGCAACGUGUCGUGCGCUUAAUGUGUCUUCUUCUCUUACCUCCGUGUCUGUUUGUUGCGCAAUAAUACUUGACUAACCGAUAUAUUAUAUUUGGCCACGAUUUUCCGCAGCUUCUUAGGGGCCCAAUUAUAUGGACUGAGGAGGGACGUACGUCAUCACAUGCUUCCUUGGUACCAAAAAAUAAUUUUUGAGCCAUGCUGAUCGACAAAUAAAUGAACCGAUCCGUGGAAUGCUUGCUCAAAUUUGCAGGUAUAUCCAUGAUUAUCUACUUAUCGCUGAAGCUUUAGCGGCCUAUAAAAUUAGUAACAUAUUAAAUAUAUUCAAUGACUAUGGCUAAAAUCAUCGUUUUACGUUUGAAAUACCGAAGGUUGACUAGCUCCACUUUCCUGACAUUAAAUUUAAAUGGACGCAUAAUCAUCUUUGUCGGGGUUAUAGACCCAAGUUACCAAACAUUUACUUAGCUUUAAUUCGGGCCACUCAAAUGCAGUAGAAACUAACAUUCUGUUGCCUAGCCUUUACUCACAACUUGAGAAAUCUUGUUCGCGUACUGGGCAAAAUAAGCUUUCAUGCACACGUUGGUAGGCCAGAAGCUUCAAGAUACCCCAUCAUGUAAAUCACUCAAAUCUCUGACAUGUUAGUAGGGCAGAUCAAGCAAAAUAAUGCGCAGGCGAAUGCAAGAAGUGACAGGGAUAAGCCAGAGGAAGUAGCUGUAUCACCUUGUGUUCAUUGCUGUAGCAUAGCCUGAAUAUAUAUUACCAAUCAUCACGGGGUCACUGUACCCCUCACAGCUCCUGUCAAGCGUGUGCGUGCUUGUGUAACACUCGACAAGAAGAAAAGGUUAAAUGAAAGGUGAAUUGAGUUUGAAAGGUUGAGUUUCUGCCUUGCCGCACAGGCACCGUACACGAAUUGCUACUAUCGUGCGGAGAAGUUUAUGUUGGCCAGAGCAAACCAUUUGUAUAUCACUAGCUUACAGAACACAGGAAUAACAUUUGGACUAACGUGUAGUGUUAUUCAACAGCACAUCCCACCACCAACAAGUAGUUUCUUCGUUCACUUCCGCUUCGCUAUAAUUUAUCACUUCUACAUUUUGAUUAAAUCUACAAAUAAUUGCCUUUGCUUUCUUUGGCUGCAUAAUCAGUUGACUUCAUGUGACCGUGAUUAACAGAUCAUUGUAACAUGGGAUGAAGUGAAACCCUUUUAUAAACUUUCGUUCUGAUCACAAACAAGCAGGAAGCAACGAGGCUUGGGAUAGAAGCCUAUCACAUUUCGCGCACUAAUGCGUGCAUCAGCCGGCCUUCCCUCACGCUCGUAGACAAAGAGAUGCAACAUCUGACUGGACAUUGACUGCAAUUCAGCGUUCAUGCAAGUUAUUUGCAUGUGGUAAUCGAUUACGCUGUUAGAUUAAGAGUGCGGUAAAUGUUGUUAUCUGCGACGUUAUUUCCACCUGUAUAUAUUUCACACGAUUUCCAUAACAAAAGUCAGUUGAAAGUGAGCGCUAGUCCUGUCUUAUAUAAUGUCUUUAUUCCUUCCUGUGCUUGUUAAUUUCAUUACCAACGGAAGCCAAUUCUCACCCAAUUUCACUUAAAAUUCUCACCCAACUUCGCUUAACAAGCAUUCUCUUUAACUCUAAAGAACGCGGGUGUAUAGCGAUUCGUUGAGCUUCUAGAACCCAGCCUCGGUUUCACAAAAUAAUUUCACAGGCGCACAGCGGGCAGCUCAACCCGGGAUUUACGUAAACUGUGUCCAUGAACAUGAACUUGUUUAGUCGACGGGCUCAGAGUAGAGGGCCCUCGCUAUGUGUGCACAGCUGCGUUACCCAGCAAACGUGUCAAAGAGCCUUUAGAAAGCGCGUGCGUCCUUCUCCGUGACAAAAGAAACAAUGGCAAAAAUUUCGUUGAGUCGCGUGUCAGCAGACGCCCAACAGGAAAGAGGAAGCGGAGAAACCUGUGUGCGGCAGAGAGCAACCGCGUGACGGAAAGCUUCAAAUGAUGGCGCUACUCUCACAAACACUAGGGUUAAAAGGUCGGAGGAGCACCAACGCCAUCUGUUGUAAGCUACGCACAACUUCGCCUCCACCGCUUUGCGCGUUUGAUAAAACGGGGUGCGUGUGUCGAGAAGCGGGCAAGACAAUUGCAGCUGAGUCCUCGCAUUAGCGGUUACUUGCCUUAAGACGUAUGCGAGCCUAAAUAUUAUGCUUUAAAUUUAUUUGUUUAAUCAACAGCUGCCAACCCACCGCUUCUGGUAAUAAAUAUCAAUUCAUCCAGCGCAACAUUAUCUUUUUACACGGCAAAGCCGCAACACUACUCCACACUACAGAAAAUUAAAAGAACUUGUUCGCUUUCAUUUCUGAACGUCGAGUCAAGAGCACAUUCGUGCCAAUAAGUAAAUAAAUUUUACUUUAGUUAAAAGGUAA
Molecule: messenger RNA, 9534 nt
Organism: Dermacentor albipictus
Lineage: Eukaryota; Metazoa; Arthropoda; Arachnida; Ixodida; Ixodidae
Source: RefSeq, a predicted model, not a curated record